CUGUCUAUAUAUAGAUCAUAUAUACAUCAGAAGUUUACUCACUCCAAGUGCGCAGAGUGGGAAUUUACUUAAGCUAAGCUCAUUGAACAUGGGAGCUACAGUUGUUCCUAGUGUAAUUGCUAAUCUUAAAGUUCUUAGUCAUGAUAAUUAUGAGGAUUGGAGUUUUCGGUUUAAAACGUACUUGUUGGCUGAAGAUCUUUGGGAGGUUGUGGGAGGGACCUCUGAACCGCCUAGACCAGAAGAUGGUGAAGCUGAAUUUAUGGUUUGGAGGAAGAAUAAUUCCAAAGUUCUACAUGCAAUCCAGAGUUGUUGCGGGGAUGAUAUUUAUUUUUUUAUCCGGGGCAUUAGCACGGCCAAAGUCGCCUGGGAUACUUUGGCUGAAAAGUUGAAGCCGGCCGAUCAAGCCUUGGAGAACACAGAUGUUGUGCCUUUGAUGCCAUAUGAAUUGAAUACCUGUCUGACGCGGAAUGAGGAUUUCGACCAAAAAAAAUAUUACUUGACAGAUUAUUACAACACUAACGGCGACUUCAAUGAGUUCCCCCACCAUCAACCCUUGAUUCAUGCUGUUGCAAAAGGUGACUGGGAUUCUGCAAAGAACUAUCUUACUUUGCAUCCCGACGCAGUCAGAGAGAGAGGUUCAUUGUCAGGCUCGACAGCUCUUCAUAUAGCAGUUUCAAUGGAAAAUGAACAUAUGGCAAAAGAAUUAGUAGAAUGGAUGACAGAAGGAGACUUGGAAAUAGAAGACGCUAAUGGUGCCACAGCUUUAGCUCUGGCUACGCUAAUAGCACCCGAAGUGGCUAGAUGCAUAAUCGAAAAGAACAAGAGAUUACUUUGCAUACCAUGCAAUCCCCUGAAUAUGAUCCCACUGAUUAAAGCUUGUCACGGCGGCCAAUGGGAAUUGGCUCGCUAUCUGUAUUCAGUUACCCCAUUGGAAGCUUUGACGUUGACCCAAGACAACUAUCGGACCAGCGCUGACCUGAUUUCCCACUGUUUUAGCUCCAAAGAACUCGAUAUUGCAUUGGAUUUAAUUCAGCGUUGCCCAAACUUGGCCUUUGCUACAAACUCUACCGGGAAAACACCUUUACAAGAAUUGGCUUGUUUAAACAUUCCACAUGCUUCUGGGAUCCGUGAUGUUCGUAUAGAUGUUUUAAAACAAGCCAAUGUCCAGGUUAAUGAUCAAAGGGGUCUCAUAAUUCGCUUGGUUAUGGCUUUACUGCGAGGGCUCGUCUCAAAUCUCCGUAAACUUUUAGGAAUCGAUCACAUAUACAAAUUGAAACAAAUCCAUGUUCAAUCUCUUGAAGUUUUACAAGGCAUGUGCAAAAUGACAGAAGGUUUAAGCCUUAAACAAAUGCAAGGAAGUUCCAUACAAACAGCACUCUUCAAAGCUGUUGAACAUGGGAAUGAUGAGUUUCUUCGUGAGCUGUUUAAUGCAAAUAUCCUAGCUUUAGGGAUACAUGACGAAAAUGCAAAGAGCAUGUUUCAGUUUUCCAUUGAAUGCCGUCAAGAAAAAGUCUAUAACUUUUUCCAUGAAUUUGUCCGAAUCAUGAAUGUUCGUACUGAAUUCAGAGUAGAUAAGUUCAACAAUACUUUACUACAUUCAGCAGCAAGAUUAUCCCCACCUACACAGCUUAAACAUAUCCAAUGUGCAUCAUUGCAAAUGCAGAGGGAGUUACAAUGGUUCAAGGAGGUGGAGAAAAUUGUGCCUGCCAAGUUUCUUGAAGUUGUAAACUAUGCAGAUGGCAUGACCGCCCGUGAUCUGUUUACUAAGAACCACAAGGAAUUGGCAAACGAAGGUGAAAGAUCAAUGAAAGCAACAGCAACUUCUUGUACGGUCGUUGCUGCUCUUAUUGUUACAAUCAUGUUUAUUGCAGUAUUCUCAGUUCCUGGUGGAACCAAGGCAGGCUAUCCCUUGUUCUUAAAUAAAAGGAUCUUUAUGGUCUUUAUAGUUGCUGAUGUCUUUUCACUUUUUUCUUCCACAACUUCAGUGGUAACAUUCUUAGGAAUUCUCAACUCGCGUUAUGCUGAAGAUGAUUUCCUUAAAUCAUUGCCAACAAAAAUGGUUAUAGGACUUUUCACCCUCUUCUCUUCUAUGGUUACCAUGGUGAUUGCAUUUUCUUCUACCCUUUUUCUUAUGCUGGAAGCAAAAGAGUGGAUAGUGGUUCCGAUCAUUUUACUUGCUAGUGUUCCGAUUGUCUCCUUCGUAUGGAUGCAAUUUUCCCACCUUGUUGAGAUCUUCAUUUCUACUUACGGAGCUGGAAUAUUUGUGGCCAACCAAAAAGGCAAACCUUGGUCUUUCAGCUCUCUUAGACUGUUUUAGUCAUUUUGUUCGAUAUUUGUUUUGGUCACUUUUGAGGAAGUUUUUAGGAUUUGUUUAAAGAAUAAUGAUAAAUGGUUUAUGUACGCUCUUUCUGUUUUUGGGCCUAAAGAAUGUAUAAUUAAUGUACGUGUUCCGGAUUUGGUAAUAAACUCCAACUUCAAUCUCUGUA
Malus domestica (apple) is the source of this 2486-nucleotide messenger RNA. NCBI's taxonomy places the organism in Eukaryota, Viridiplantae, Streptophyta, Magnoliopsida, Rosales, Rosaceae. The record is from RefSeq and is a predicted model, not a curated record.